Molecule: messenger RNA, 12693 nt
Organism: Vidua chalybeata
Lineage: Eukaryota; Metazoa; Chordata; Aves; Passeriformes; Viduidae
Gene: SGMS2
Product: sphingomyelin synthase 2
Exons: 11
Coding region: 923-2020 (365 amino acids)
Biological process (GO): ceramide biosynthetic process; sphingomyelin biosynthetic process
Cellular component (GO): Golgi membrane; endoplasmic reticulum membrane
Molecular function (GO): sphingomyelin synthase activity; ceramide cholinephosphotransferase activity
Source: RefSeq, a predicted model, not a curated record
CUGUGCCCAGCCCGGCCCGGGGCACGGCCGGGGCCGCAGCCUGUGCCCAGCCCGGCCGGGGGCGGCCUGCGCCGCUGAAAGAGAGACAAAGAAAAUAAACUGCUUUUGACAUGUUCUUCAGAAAACCCAGUUCUGUCUGAUAGGGUCUUUCCAAACAUGCUUCACUGAAAUGGAGGAUCUCGGGAAGUCGAAAGAAAGUGGCUGGAAGAAGCAUCUGCUGUCUCCAGAGAUGCCUCCAAGCUGGACACCGCUGGCAGCGGACUUGAAGGCAGCGGCGGCCGCUCUCUCCCGAGUCCGGCCGGGCACCUGCAGGGAGGGCGGGCUCCCGCUGCCAUUGGCCUGGCGCCGCUUCCCGCCUCCUUUGAAAGCUCGGGAAGGGCGGGCGGCAGCCGUGCCUCGGCAGUCGGGCAGCAGGGCCGGGCCGGCAGGGGAGCGCUGGGCCAGCGCAGGAUGCCGCAGGUUUGUUGUUAUGCAGGACUUGCAAGCAGCUCUUACCAGAUUAGUUCAAGACCCUGUCAUGGAAGCUGCUCCUCAGAGAUUCACCCCUGAGCUCUACACUUCAGCCUCUCAUCUGCAUGGAUGGACUUGUGGGUUUGGGUGUGAAGUGUAGCCUUGAACAGAAUUUUAUUUUAAAGGACGCAUUACUACUUAGGAGAAUUGGAAGAGUGGUGGGAGGGGAGAUUACAGUGGCAGUAAAGAAAGCUGUGAGGUUCCAGCCGACCUCUUUGGUUCAGCACUACAGAUGAUUCAGCUCUAGAAGAAAGAUUUGUCUUCACAAAUUCCUUUGAAAGCACAAUGGAUGCAUUUUAGAGUUCUACAGAAGUCAUCUAGGAACAAGAACAUUGGACUUUGAGGAAUAACAGAGUUCAGAGAGCCCAGAAAUUGGUCAUUAAUAAAGCCCCUUUGGCCAUACAGCUUGGAAAUGAGUACCAUUGAGACGGCAAAGCUUGAAGAGCACAUGGAGGGUCAGCCAAAUGGGACUUCUAAUGGCUACUCACGACCUACUCUCUCAGUCAGUGAAGAGAACAAAAAUGGCGCUAGCAAACCAAAGGGCUUGUCUAAUGGCUUGCGAAAAACAGCAAAGAAAUAUCCUGAUUACAUCCAGAUUGCUAUGCCUGCUGAAUCUAGGAACAAAUUUCCUCUGGAAUGGUGGAAAACAGGCAUUGCCUUUGUCUAUGCUCUCUUCAACUUGAUUUUAACAACUGUCAUGAUCACUGUGGUCCAUGAGAGAGUACCUCCAAAGGAGCUAAGCCCUCCCUUGCCUGACAAAUUUUUUGAUUACAUUGAUCGUGUGAAAUGGGCCUUUUCUGUAUCAGAAAUAAAUGGAAUGAUACUACUUGGAUUAUGGAUAUUCCAGUGGUUGUUUCUUAGAUACAAAUCAAUAGUGGGACGCAGGUUCUUUUUUAUAAUAGGAACUUUGUAUCUGUACCGCUGUGUUACCAUGUACGUUACCACCUUACCUGUGCCUGGAAUGCAUUUUCAGUGUGCGCCAAAGUUGAAUGGAGACUCUCAGGCAAAGGUUCAGAGAAUCCUGCGACUGAUUUCUGGUGGUGGUCUGUCCAUAACUGGAUCACACAUCCUGUGUGGAGACUUCCUAUUUAGUGGACACACUGUAGUAUUAACGCUGGUCUAUCUGUUCAUCAAAGAGUAUUCACCGCGACAUUUCUGGUGGUAUCACUUAAUCUGCUGGCUGAUGAGCGCUGCUGGCAUCAUUUGUAUCCUGGUUGCUCAUGAACACUAUACCGUAGAUGUCAUCAUUGCCUACUAUAUCACUACACGGCUCUUCUGGUGGUACCACUCCAUGGCUAAUGAAAAGACUUUAAAGGUGUCUUCGCAGACAAAUUUUCUCUCUCGAGCAUGGUGGUAUCCAAUAUUUUAUUUCUUCGAGAAGAAUGUGCAAGGCUCUGUUCCUUGCAGUUUUUCCUGGCCAAUAUCUUGGCCUCCCAGCUGCUUCAAAUCUUCAUGCAAAAAGUAUUCACGGGUUCAGAAGACAGGAGAGGACAAUGAAAAAUCUACCUGAAGAAAAGAAUCUGCUCUGGUUUCUUCAUUUUUGGUGGUUUUUUUUUGGGUUUUUUUUUUUGUUGUUUGUUUAUUUGUUUUUGUUUUGGUGGGUUUUUUUUACCAAAACAUUAAUGCUGUAACCAAAGUUCUUAAGAAGACUGUAACUGAAGAAGUGGACCAAGCUUCUGUGCAAUUGAUGGAAAGACAGUUGUAGACACAUAUAUUGCAUUCCAGAUGUUUUCCUCUCAUCUGGCUGUAGAGACCUAUUCUACUCUUCAGUGCUAAUGAAAUGCACCACUGAUGGGGUUUUUUUAUUAAAGAAAAAACAGAGAAGGACUGUGCUUUAUUAAUGAGAUAGAGGUGCCAAAGACCACAAUAACACUUCCAUUACUAUCACUCAUCCACAGAAGCACCCAAAAGUCUCAUCUUCAGAGCUCUGGAGUGCGUAAGGGCAAAAACAUGCUAACAUGUAUAGGCACGAUAUUGGCUUAUUGAGGUGUAAAAAAAAAUAACACAGUUGUGGGAAGUGGUUUGUUGCAUUAUUCUUGCUAAUGAAGGUAAGGCCUUUGUGUGUCUGGUACAGCUGGAAGCAAGUAUGACUUUUUUACACACUGUGGGUAUGAAUAUCUUAGGACCCUAAAAUACUACUUACCACCAUUAACUCCCAUGUAUUCUGCUAUAUACCAAUUUUUACAUUUUUAUUAGUAAUUUUAUAUUUAAACAGUUGUGUUACCUGAUGAAUUUGCAAAUUAGAAACAGCUACUAGCAUCAGAGCUCAAGGAGCCUAAAAUUUUAUUUUUAGUAAGAGACACAGUUUCAACAUCUGAAUCUUGAAUUACAGCUGGCCUUGUCUAUAUAGCUAUACAGUGCCUGUCAGCGUAUAUAGAUGCAGAUAUACACAAAAGCACAUACCUUAAACAAAAAUUAUUUACUGGGAAGAGUAAUCCUAGAGUUCUUGAUGCAGGCAGAAGUUGUACAGCUCUCACCUGCUUGAGGAAUGCAAGGCCAGGUCCAGAAUGGGGCUACAUUUAAAAUAAACAUUUUAAUUUUAGUAGCAAUCUCUUGCUGAAGCUAUGUAGUAGGUUUGCUUGGGAGCCAUAGUUCUCUACUGAAUUUCUUUUUUUUUGCCUUUUACCUCUUGACAUAUGUUUCUGUGACUUACUUUAAAAAAAACAACCAAACAGAAAAGUGCUAAGAUGAAAUAUCUGCAACAGCAGCAUUUCUUCAAUUACAAUGUAAGAUAAUUUCAUAUUAAUUGACACUGUGGUAGAACUCAAAAAUACAUUACCUUUUUGUCCCAGGGUUUCAGUCCAGCUAAAAUGGCUAUCUAAAAAAGUUGGCUGAGAAUGGGGGAAACUACCAUGGGGUGAACAUGUAACAAAACCACAGAUUAACAGCUACCUGUUUCUUGUUGGUUUAUGUUGUUUUGUAUUGUUGUGAAAGCAAAGUAGAAAAUUAGCGCACCGUGUUUAGCCAUUAAUAUUCUGUAUUAAUUUCUGCAGUUAACUCAAUAUUAUUUUCAGAUAUUCACUAAAACUUAAUGAAAAUAGAAAACUGCAUUGUGUUGAGGUAAUAUUAAUAUAAACAAAAUGCUGCAUAUUUUAAGAAUGUCUUGAACUGAGUGACAAGUGUGAACACAAUUUAAAUAAUGACAACUUGUUUUUAAAAAGUCCAAAGUUAGUUAUAAAAUGAAAUACAGAGUAUUCAAAUAUAAUAAUUUUCAGUUAAGGGGAUAAUUUCUCUGAGUUGUACAUGAGAAUACUUUUAUGCAUUUCAAAUAUUUUUGUGCAUUAUCAAAAUAAUACAAUAAAAAGUGUUCCUUUCAAUACAUUUUUGGAAAAACUUAGUUAAGAAGAAAAUUCAGCUGCGGUUUGGUUUUGUUAUUUAAAAUGAGUUUAGUAGACUCUGAUAAUGUGCCCCUGAAGUUGUGUGUAUAUGGGCAUAUCUGUGCUUUCAUUUGCUUGCUUCUAGCAGACCUUGGGCAGCUACAAAGCCAGUAUCAAAAAACUUUUGAAAAUCCUUUUUCUCUAUCAUAUAAAUGAAUCUGUUCAACACUAGUCAGUAGAUCUCCUGAGAUACUUGUUAUAUCAGUACUACUUCAUAGAUCAUAAUUUUUAAAGCUAAAAUCUAAGCUUUGUGAUACCUUAAACAUAGUCACGUUAAUCCACUUGUAGUGAUACUAUCUUUUAGGAGUUAUGAAUGGAUUUCAUUAGUAGUCACUGUGCCUUGAAAAUAGCACGAUGAAAGGCAUUACCUGAGGAGCUUAAGCAGUGGUUUUCAUCUGGUGGCUGAAAAAUAAACACUUUGACAGUGGGAUUUCUGUAAUAGAUCUGCAAAGCAGGCUUUCUUCAUGCAGAAUGAGGUAUUUGGGGUUUUUUACACUUAUCACUUUGACGUUUUUUUCUUUCAGAAACAGGAAUGAAAUAGAACCAAGUAAAGACUCUGCUUUUGUUGGGCUAUGUGAGCUUUCAUUCUACUGCUGAAUUUGAUAGAAACUUCUAUUGUAGUACAACAAGAAAGUUUAAGUAGCAGCUCUAGCUCAAAAUAUGUGAUUCCUGUUCUGACUCAGUCUGCCCUUAAGUACUUAAUAUUUAUCCACUGUAUGAAAGCUCUAAAAGGGAUAUGUAUGUGUUUAAUUAGCAGAAAGCCCCAAUUUUCUAUGCUCUCAAUAGCAUUUAAGUGCUUUUACAAACUUCGAUGGUAUAGCUGUAUUUGACAACUCUUUAGACCUAUAUGUAAGGUGAUAAAAUGGGUAAGUAAUGGUAUAUUCUAGUUCUUACUGUUAUAGUAGUUUAUCCAAUACAAACCACAACUGCUAUGUAAAAAUUAAUAAUUGUAACAUCUUGGUGAUCGUUGUAUACAAAUACCAUGAAGCUUAAAGUAUAGUUUCAUCAUAAGAAGCAAGAGAUUGCAGUAAGUAAAAAGGAGAAAUUUGGACUUCCCUUGGGCCUACCAUCAAGUGGUUGGUAUAUUAUUUGGUCUGUAUAUGCCCAAUACUUUACAGUGUGUCACUAAUUAUUUUUUCCUAGUUACAGUAAUAUUUCUGAGGUGUCACAUGAGCUGCCCCUUUCCUGUGACUAUAACAUGCUCCUCUUGACUGAAGAGCAUUUACAUGUUGAACUUUACAGACACUUAAUAAAAAAAACCCACUACAUUUGUAGACCUGACCCAUCAGUAUCACUUAAAUGCUGGUGGGCUUUCUUAAAAUGCCUAACGUAAAUUUAAAUCUGGAUUUUAAAUGUUAAUUUGAACAUUUAAAGAAAUGUGCUGCUAAGUGGUCAUGCUACAGAUGCUUUCUCCUAAUGCCAUAAAUGGUUAACGUCUACUUGAAAGCCCUUUAAAUGGACACCUUUUUCAGUACGUGCUUAGCACUCCCAUGUGGACAUAAAUGGUACUAACUGUUAGUCAUCCUUCGCUGCUGUUUUUUGGAAAGAUCGCCACAGGUGGCGUAGUAGCAAAAAUUGCUGUGCUAAACAUUGCAAGUACUGGACUUGCUGCCCUCCUUAAAAAAAAAAAAAAACAAACUGGUUGGGAGAGAAGGAAACGAAAAAAAGUUUGUUAAAAUACACUACCUUCAUGUAAUAGAGAAAUAAAGCUCAGCAACAGAGACAGAACUGGGAAGUCUUAAAAGAGAUGAGAGACCAUUCUCUUAAUUGGAUUAUUGCAAAUCUGCUUACUAGGGUCUUAGAUCAGAAUCUGUUCAAUCUCUGGCUUUCUCCUAUCAGUAGUAUCUGGCUAGACAGUUUAUCCUAAGUUGGUUGGUACUAACCCAAAUUCUUUUCCUCAUUUGAUUAGAUGGGAUUUACUGUUCUAGAGACGGAUCCAUUAGCUUCAGUGCAAGGUGAAGUCUUUCCAUUCACUUUAAAUGACCUUUCCCAUAUCUCUAUGUUGGUUUUUGUUUGUUUGCAGGAUUUUUUUUCUUUGUUAGUGGGGUUUUUGUGUUCUGUGGUUUUGGUUUUGUUGGUUUUAGUUUUUUUUUAAAUGCAUAAAUCUUGAAUCUUAAAGAUUCAUGGGCUUAUUUUGAAAAUGGGUCCAAGCUGCUAGAUGGACUAGAACCAUUUUGCCUUACUGGCAGAUGUAAUAGUUGUAAAACUCCAUUGUCAUCUUGAUAUUUUACAAUAUGCAUGUUUUGGACUUAUCUAGAACUCUUAUAUUGGCACACAAAAUUAGAGUAAUGCUAUGAGAUUGAACACUUCUGUUUUAAAGUGUUCUAUUCCAGGCAUUGUAAAAUCAAUGUCUUAAAUUCAGUUACUGUUAAUAGGGAUCUUAAAAGUAAAUACUCCUAAUAGGCAUCAUUCAAAUGAGUAUUGCUGCUUAAAUACACAUGAGAAAAAUAUCCUAGCAUGCCAUUCAAGUAACUUUGCUUAUAAGUAAGCUUUUAUGUGCUAUUCUGUGAUGCUUCUCAGAUUCCAGAGAAAAGUGCUAUGAAACAGGGAAUAGAGACAAAGGCAUUUGUUGUAGUAUUUAUAAGGAAAAGGAAGGAAGAUGAAAACACUGAAGUAGGUAGUGAUCAUAUAUUGUUUUUUGCAUGAAAUUGAGCUAAAACUACACAUAACUUGCAAAAAGUGUAGAUUUAAAUUGUGUAGUAGUUCUGAAAAAAAAAAAAAAAAAAACCCAGACCUAUAAGGAAGCAGCAGCACAUCAUUCUGUGGUACAGCUGUGUAUCUGUGCUGGCUCUCAUCCAUAACUUAGAGUAUAAAAACAAAACUCAACUCAGUGAGAAAUUGGAGAUUAAAGUACUUAAAUAUUAUUAGCAGUCUUUUAUAAAAAAGUUGUUCCUACAAGCUGUCACUAAUAGUUUCUAAGACAAGAAUGAAGUGCUGCAAUACUUAAAACAUACUGAAGCUUUUUUCUAGUUGGCUUCAGUUUCCAUGGAUUUAACCAUAUGAUUAAAUCUUAUUAACCUAGAAAGCAGCACAUGCCAGGCUGGAUAUAGGUAGCUCAUGUACUGCAAGGAAACUUUCCAGUUCUGAACUCAUUUUUCCUAACUAGACACUCAAUGCCUGAAUGAUUUUUUAAAGAUGAAGUAACAAUGCUGUGCAGUCUCUAAUGUGUAUAUGAAGUACUGUUGUUGAGGACUCCUUUCUACUGUAAAUCAGUGAUUAAAAACCCACAAAGGUUUGAUUUGUUUUUCAGUGAAAUUUUUUUAAUUGCAAAGAACUUGGAGUUGAGCAAAUAGCUAGCUCUUUUUCUGUGGCUCUUGGCUGUGUACUAACCUUUAAGAUGCAAACUAGGUAGGAAGAGAGGGCUGACCUCUUCUUACUGGGAGGGGCCGUGUGUCUUUUUGAAUUAAAAUUAUAUUGGCUGCGUGUUAUGUGCAGUCUUAUCUGUACUACAGUUGAAAAAAGAUGCUGUAUUCUACUAUUAUAGUUAGUGUCUGCACUUUUUAAAAUGAUUCUGUAGUGGUUGACCCAGUCCUUGUGCUGGAUGCGGAGUGAGUGUUUUUGUCCUUUACUAGCUGUCUGUAUGGUUAAAUAUAACUGGUUUUAGUUCUGGUAAAUGUCAAUGGAAAAAUUACAGAUCCCUUGGAUACAGUACCUAAGGUGGUUUAAGGUGUCUGUGCAUGGGUUUCUUCUAUGAGAAAUAGUCUUCUUUCAAGCUGUGCCUAAAAAAUAAUAAUGUUAGCUCUUGCAUUUUCUCUCAGCAUAAUACAGUCUUUAGGAGGUUAGCAUUUGUGACACUGCAAAGAAUUACUACAGAAGAAUCUCCUUUGUGCCAAUUGAGUUCAAUUUUCACAAAGUAUCUUUGAAAUAUGUUUGAAGAUGACUUUUUUUUUAACUAAGAGAAAAAGUGGUCAGAAAUGAGUCUGAAAUAAAAGCAUCUCGAGCAGUUGGGGUCAGGCAUCACACAGGCACAUGAGUGUGGAAAGGGUUUUUCUGGCAUAAGCAAUACUGGAUUCAGUACACAGCAACUUCCCGAGGAAGGCAAACCAGAUUGUACUUGUACAAUACAGAUGGCUGUGAGCCAUCUUUACCUAUCCUUUUGAGCUUCUUUUGGACUGACAGUGUAGUACUAAGCUGGCAAUAGCUUAAAAGUGAAGGUCACUUACAAAUCAAAACUAUAAAUGGGGCUGAAAAGGCAGAUCUCUGUAAAACCAGUCAUCAGAGAGCUGCAUUCCAAUUCAACGGAGCAUACAAUUGGGUGUUACUUCAGGUGUGAGUUGCAUUUAAGAUGAGUGGUACUGUUUGCUUUCUAAAUUUUUUUUUCAUUAAAGAUGGCAGGUGUGCUGAGAAUACCAAGAGGAAAUUUAUCUCCCUGCUUACUUUUACCUCUGCCAUUGAAGUGUUUGUGUAUGAACCUUAAAAAAUAUGACUGAACUCCAACCCCUCUUACAUUUUGAGUAACUUAGAAGUGCUUUGUUACUUCUGUAAAAACUGGGUUUGCAUUCCACUUGUUUCAGUUUGUUGCCACUCAAAAUGCUGCUUAUGCUGAAGCCUGUUCUGCUUUGGAGUCCUGCCUAACUACCUCUGCUUCUACUAAUUGUAUUUUCUAAAUGGCUCAAUACAGAAGAGUAGGAUUUGCAUUUGAGAAGGCUUCAUCAUUAACCCUAAAGCCAAAGGCAUUCCUGUCAGACACAUCCUUGCACAAUUAGUACUUGAAAAUAAUUUCAAGUUUCAAAACUUAACAUGCUAGGAUGUACUUCUUUUCCCUCAGGAAUCAAAUCUUGCUUCUUAAAUGUUUAGCACAUUUGUUUGUGUUGAUUUUUGUGAUUCAGGAGAGCAUGUGUGAGAUGUGAAACAGGUUCUGCUAGCUUUUGAGGUCAGGGUUAUACCAAGGAACCUGAAAGUAAAAGCAGAAAUAAUGGUUUGGUGGCUGUGGUUCUCAUGUUUUCCGUGUGACUUUGAAAACCCUCAAGACUUCCCUAAAAACAGCACAGGACCUCACUUUGGCUGCAACAUGGUUUCAUCCUUGUCAGCUGACAGCUUUUCUUGCAUGACCUCCUAGGUUGGAUCCUGGGAAUCCAUAGCUCUGUAUGUCAAUUGGAGCUGUAUAUCCAACCUUGGAAAAACUAGGGAAGAAAAGACAUUGGCUGCUGAGGGAUCCUCCAAGGAAUAGAAGCAUGCUGUAAUGUGUGCAUGAUAAGAAGCUGAUAAGAUGGCAUUGUUCUGUAGCUUCAGGGUCCUGUUCUGCAAACACUAUGCAGCAGACUACUACAGUAACAAACUGAGAAACCUUUGGUGCUGUAGUAUCUACUGAUCUUUGGUGUUAUUUUCAUAUAAAUUCUUCACAAGUAGCAAGAGUUGGCUUUUAUGUUAUAAAACUUCCAGGAUGACACUCUAUAAUUGAUACUUUGUCAGGUAACUGAGUGUUAUGGUUUGCUGCGUACAUGCAACAGGUACUAGAGCUAGAGUUGUGAUUUGUGCGGCAAUCUGUUCACUGUGUUAAAAAAAUACAAAUCAACUAUUGCACUAGCUGUACUUCAAAAAAAGCAAUAAUGGGAGCAUCUUGUAGCUUUUCUCUCCAGAGGUGCUUUCUGUCAUGAUCACUUCACUGUCAACUGUGAAUUUGGUAAAACAUGUUGAAGAAAUUGUCCUAUGUGGUUUACUUGGCACAUAUAAGUUGAGAUUUUUUAUCGAGAGCCUGUGUACUAAUUAAUAGAGCUGGACUAUUUGCAUAACCACCCACAUCUUUAAAAAUCAAAAAUCUUAUAUCCAUUUAUGGUGCUAAUAAUCUCAAAUAUUAUAAAGAGCUGGUAUUCUCUUUUACACAUGAACACUAAGGAAAGUUGUUGUGACACCUUUCAAUAAAAUAAAAUUUCUCUACAUUUUAAGCUUGUUCCAAAUGCUUUUUAUAUAAAUAUAAUGCUUUCCUAUUUCUGUUUUAUAUAAAAAUGGCAAAAAAAAUAGUAUUUUAAUGCAGGAAAACAUUAGGCAUGUAUAUUGUUCUAAAUUACAUGUCCAAUUCUAAAUUUUCGUACAUUUAGGGUAGCUAAUCUUCUGAAACUUAGUCUAAAAUCUAAGAAUUUCAAUAGGUAGGAUUAAGGGACAGGCUGGUAGUUUAAAUAAAAUAAUUCUCUGGCUUCAUCAUCACUGUUGAAGACUUGGGGCAGAGGGAGAGGAUAUGAAAUGGACAAAGCUGUAUUAGAAGGACACUGAUUAUGCAGUGGAGGUGUAUAUUUUGCUGAAACUUUAAAAAACCCCAAACAACUUGUGGUGGACAUGACCAUGUAACUAUCUAAAGAGAAGUGAAACAAGAUAAUUGUCAAGGCAUUUCACAGUAGGACAUUAUAAAAACAUGUGAAAGAACCUUAAACUAGAUUGCUUAGAUUGUGAAACAACAAAGUAAUUUUCUAGCUUUGUUUGAAAGCUUCACAAACAACUCUUUCUUAAGAUGAAAAACUGUCUUGUGCCUUCUGUUGCAGAAGUUAUUUUUGCCUUCCCACCUGCCUUUGGUUGUGAUUUUAUUGCAUAAAAUCUGGGCAGUGCACUUCCAGAUCUUUCCAAGAAGCAUUUUUUGGGCAACAGUACCUACACUUUCUAUCCACAGAGAAUACUGAGCCUUUAGUUCUUAUUAAAGGCCCCUUACUUGUGAUCUUACACCUGUGAAAGUAUCUGCCUGUGACAGGUAUGGCAAUCCUGCUGUAGUCAGCUCUUAGAUGAGCAUGAUGCCCUUAAUUCACCUGGACACAUGAACGUGCGGAGCGGGUGCUGUGCCCAGGUGCACUGGUGGCACUACAGCAUACCCCUCUGCUCUGAAAUGGUUGUGCCCUAAGUGGCUAUCCUUCAUAUACUAGAAUAAAUUCUCUUUAAUUACUUCCACCCAGCACUUCAAGAAGUAAAUGGGGUUCUCUAAGAUCUAUUUGAUGGAACUUCUAUAUCAGUGCAAAGAAUAUUCCAUGUUUAGAAUAACUUAAUUUAAAGCAGAAACAAGCGCACUAUCUAAGAUAAAACCAGGGCUGGAUGGGGUUUUUGUUGUGUGAAGGUGGGUAGUCUAGUAACAAUAGUCUGGAUUGUUCUCCUGCUUGUCUCUAUGCCUGCUUUUAUAGUAGGACCAUUGGAAAAGCCAAAGAUUUAACAAAGUCAUCUGUAAUAGUCCUAAGCCACAUUGAAAUACAACUUUCCUACCUUAAUUACUAGAUGCUUCAGAGAAAAUGAACUAUAUUUUUUUUUAAUUUACAAAAAAAGUGCAAUACUUACAGAACUAUUAAGAGGCAAAUGGCUGCAUGUUUCAAUGCCCUGCAAAAACAAAACCUUAAUGAGCAUGUGACAUGCACUUGGCCAAAAGUGAGUUUUUUUAGCUUUAGCUGCUGUGUUACAGAAACAUGUUUCAGUGCACUAGUGCAACUCAGAACUUCCAAAUAUUUUCAAUGUGCUUUUGACAAGGAGAGCGUUUCUUACGAAUAAAGUGCCUGUGGAAGUAAAAAUCCAAGAGUUGCAUGCAAGCUCAAAUAAAGCAUAUAAAACCACAGCCCAUACUUGAAGAGAAUGGGUACUAAGUAAGCAGCUGCAUAGAACAGCUAGUCAUUGACAGGAUUCAAAGAUUGAGUGAAGAAUAUUAUGUUGCUUUUGAGAGUUUACUGUGUUAGACUUCCAAUGUUUCUGCUUGGGCCUUAACUCUGUAACUUGGUUAUCUUUAAAGAAAAAUUAGUUCCUUUGAACUAUUCUAUUUUUAAUUUUUUUUUUUCCUGGUACUCUUUACUCUGGUGGGGAUUUUUGUUUGCUUGUUGCAUGGAGCUAUUUUUUGACCUGUUAAAAGUGGAAUCACCAUAUGCUUUGAUUCCUCAGUUAGGGGUAAAAGAGUUUGAAGAACGUUUUUUCCUUAAAUGCAGAAUUAAAGGGGGUGUGAGUUUUAUUACACUGAUGCUAGGACUGAAUAGGAAGGAUUUCCAUGGAAAGUACUGUAGUGCUAAAGCUUCUAUAUGUAGUUAUUAGGGGUAUGCAGAAUAUUAGUAAAGUACUUAGAUAUGUUUUGCUGUUAAUUUCAUACUUUAAAAAGAGUCUAUUUGGUUCUAAUUUAAAUUGCAGAAACUGAUUUUAAUGUUGCAACAGCUGUUAUUUUAACUUUAAAUAUUCACUUAUGUACUGGUAUGUUAGAGGAAAAGUUGUAUUUUAUCACUUACAAUUUUGAAAUUAAUCACAUUUUCUAUCAAAAUUAAUGUGCAAUUUAAUAUCUGGACAGCCUAGAAUUGGCCAUAUGCCACUGAAACCAAACUUUCAGCUGCAUACAUAGGGAAGGAAGGCAUUUUUUUAAUCUAGUUCAGCUUCUUGACUAGACGGAGAAGGAAGUGAGGCUUAGAUUACUCUUGUACAAAGAAAACAGGCAAAAACCAUAAUGUGUUUCAGCUGUGCUGAAUACAUUAGCUUCUUAUUUUCACAAUACAGAACUUAAACUUUUCUGGAGACUCAGAUUUAAAAUAUCUUUAGUUCAGCUAAACUUUCAUCUGGUUUUAUAUAUUUUUUCUAAUAGAUGCAUUUUUUUGUAUACAUUGUAACUAGCUGCUGAAUUUCUGCCAAAUAUGGACAAAAUAAAAGCUGUAUUCUAUUCUGCCACUCAAAAUCUGUUCUUAGUUUUAUCUCUUUUGUUCAAUCCAUGGCUGGUAAAAUGUUCACUUGCUGUUUAGAUUAAAGAGACAGUUGCCUUAAUUGCUCAGAGGAAAACUGACCUUGACCAUUUAAAGCUUUAUGUAUUUCUGAAAUUGCUGUAACUUCUGUAUAAUUGCAAUAAAACCUUUUUAAUACAGUUCAGCCAUUA